AUGACUGCACAGUUCUCAGCAAAAGAAAUUAGGAUUGUGCUUAUUGGCAAAACAGGCGUUGGGAAAAGUGCUGCUGGUAACACCAUCCUUGGAAGAGAUCAUUUUCACAAAGCAGCAAGCUCUAAGUCUGUGACGAAGCAAUGCAGUUUGGCCACCAGAGUUAUUGAUGGGUUAAAGAUCACAGUUGUGGACACUCCAGGCUGGUGUGACACAGAGCUCUCCGAGGCUGAGCUCACAGAGGCCACGGUGAAAUGCAUCGACAUGUCAUACCCUGGUCCGCAUGUCUUUCUUUUCAUCCUGGCGAUUGGCAAUCGCUUCACAAACGAAGAGAAGCAAACAGUCCAGCAGCUACAGGAGAUCUUUGGGGAAAGAGCUACAAGAUACACAUUGAUUUUGUUCACAAAGGGGGAUGCCCUAGAGGACACAACUUUUGAGGACUAUCUGAGAGAGGCUACAGCAGAUCUCAAAGCCUUAAUUGACAAAUGUGGAGGCCGAUGCCAUGUUUUCAACAAUAAAGACAGAAACUAUUUACAAGUGCCCCAACUCCUUAAAAAGAUACAAGACAUGGUUCAGGACAAUGGUGGUGGAUGCUACACCAACUCAACAUACCAGCUACUGGAGCAAUAUAAGAGAAGAGAGGCUGAGCUACAACGGAAAGCUGAAGCUGCUAGAAGAGAGAUGAGAGCCAGAGAGGCUGAGUUUCAAAGAUUGAUCGAACUCAUGGAACAGAAGCAGCAGUGUUAUGUGUUAUCAAUUAAUAGAAACGAGAGGCAAGAGGAAGAAAGGAUGCAGAAAGCAUUGCGUGCCCAGGCUGCAGAACAUCAAAAGUUGAUGGAGCUAGAGAGGCAAAAACAGAGAGAAGAGCAGUUAAAACAUGAGCAAUACAUGGAGAAGGAGAAGUUAAAGAGAAAAAAUGAAGAGUCUCAUCAUAGACAGAGAAUGGAGACGGAGAGGCAGAGGUUAGAAAAAGAAAAGCAAGAAAUGUCAAAAACAAUUCUUCAGCUGGAACAACAGAAGCAGAAGAGGGAGACUGAAAUGCAAGAAUUUUUAAGGGAAAAAGUUAGAAAAAAGAAACACUGUAUUAUUUCUUAA
Messenger RNA from Carassius carassius (crucian carp), 1092 nucleotides. RefSeq names its product GTPase IMAP family member 4-like. The transcript has 2 exons. Lineage: Eukaryota; Metazoa; Chordata; Actinopteri; Cypriniformes; Cyprinidae. The coding region runs from base 1 to 1092 and encodes 363 amino acids. Gene Ontology annotation, molecular function: GTP binding. The record is from RefSeq and is a predicted model, not a curated record.